AUGUUAACUGUUAAGAAAGUACGUCGAGGACAAAUAUAUCCAAGUAAAACAGUUUCUUAUGUUCGUACAUGUUGGACAUAUAAAACUUGGGGUGUAAUCAUUGGUAUCGUUACAUUUAUAUUAGUUUUAUCUGGUUUACAUAUUGGAUGGGAUUUUCCUAUAAUUAUUAAAAAUGGUCAUAUCUAUUAUCCAAUAUUAUUUUGUCUUGCACUUUUUUAUACAAUAACAAAUUAUCUUUUUGCAUCAUUACAUGAUCCUGGUGUUGUACCACGUCCAAAUGCUGAUGAAAUUCUUCAUGUAGAAAAAGAAAAUAAUAUUCAAACAGAUUUAGAAGGAAAUUAUUUUCCGUCUAUACCACCACCAACAACAAUACUUGUAAAAAAUUUUCCAUAUUCAUCUUCUUAUUGUUAUACAUGUCGAGUUUAUCGUUUACCACGUGUUACACAUUGUUCAACUUGUAAUGUUUGUAUUCAAAAUUUUGAUCAUCAUUGUCCAUGGAUUAACAAUUGUGUUGGUUUAUUAAAUCAUCGUUACUUUUGGAAUUUUCUUCUUUCGUGUUCAAUACUUUGUUUGAUUACAGUCAUUGGUUGUAGUUUAGCUGCUUAUCUUCGAUGGGAUACCUAUAAAGAUCAAUCCGGUCUAUUUUUUGCACAUAAUAUUCCAAGUUUUUUUAAUGGUUUUAUUGGUAUUUGUCUUAUGCUUAUGCUUUUUCCAUUUUGGUGUAGUCAUUGUGGAUUAGCAAUGAAUGCAGUAACAACAAAAGAAGAUUCAAGACAUCGACAAGAUUUCGAACAUAAUGAAUUUUCUAGUGGUUCACGAUGUCGAAAUUUAAUUCAAGCAUGUUGUGGUCCAUUACGACCAUCAGUCGAUUGGAAUGCAUUAUAUGAUGAAGAUUAUUAUCAAAAACAAGCAGAAAUUUAUAAAAAAAUUCGUCCAACAUUAUUAAGCAAUACACUUGUAGUUCCAAGACAAAAUAUAAAAGAGCAUAUUCGAAGUUUAGCUCUUAAAAAUUAUUUUGGUAUAGCUCAACAAGUUGAAGGUCUUUAUCGAACAAAUAAAAAAAAUUCACCACGACAGUCAUCAUUAAUUCCUGUUGAUGUUAUUCAUCAUCUUCCAAUGCAUAACAUUGAAAUAAAUUAUAUUGAUAGCAAUCAAGUUAAUGUUCGUUAUUUAUUAAUUGAAGCUGUGCACCGAACGAAUAUCUCAACAUUUUGGAAUGCAAUAUGGUUUCGUAAUGUAUUAUCUAUUGUAAUGCUUUAUGAGAUAAAUGAAAAUAAUUCUUUUAUUCAAUAUUGGCCAGAUGAAAAGAAUUCAUCAAUAAAAAUAAAUGAUAGUUAUCAAGUGGAUUUUAUUCGUACUCUUAAACGAUUAGAUAUCGUUACAUCUCAAUUCAAAAUACAAAAAAUUGGUGAAAAUGAAACUCGUAUUAUUGAACAUUUUCAAGUUAAAAAUUGGACUGAAACAAAAUUUUCAUUAGAUCCUAUUGCUCUUCUACGUCUUCAAUAUAAUAUUGAUAAUAGAGAGAAAGAAGAAAGAAUUCAUGAUACUAAUCAUGGUAUUAUUGUUAUACAUAGUUGGUAAAAGAAAAUAACAAAAAUUCAAAUAUUAAAUUAUUUCAAUUUGUUUUCU
Rotaria sordida is the source of this 1629-nucleotide messenger RNA. Lineage: Eukaryota; Metazoa; Rotifera; Eurotatoria; Philodinida; Philodinidae. The record is from the annotation of a GenBank genome assembly.